This is a messenger RNA of Ogataea philodendri, 1011 nucleotides long. RefSeq lists its product as uncharacterized. The record is from RefSeq and is a predicted model, not a curated record. The coding region runs from base 1 to 1011 and encodes 336 amino acids. The transcript has a single exon. Gene Ontology annotation, cellular component: Rpd3L complex; cytosol. Lineage: Eukaryota; Fungi; Ascomycota; Pichiomycetes; Pichiales; Pichiaceae. Gene Ontology annotation, biological process: negative regulation of silent mating-type cassette heterochromatin formation; negative regulation of rDNA heterochromatin formation.
AUGAAGAACAGCGUUGCGAUUCAACAGGACCUGCUUCGAUUCAAGCUUGCUGUUCUGAACUCACCGGAAUUUACGUCCAAGGACUCGAUUCUUGGGGCUCCGGACGGAGACGUGUCUAUUUACUCCAAUAGGGGAAACAAGCUUCUGUACAGUUCAGAAGGAGUUGACUACACCAGAUUGAAUGCGCAUAGAGACGAUUUGGGUCUCGUGAAUGUUGACGAGCUGGACCCAGAAACCGGUGAGAAAAGAGCGCGACUUGUGAUACGGAGCAAGACUCAGUCGGUCGACGAUAUCAUCCAACGCCAACUUGACGAGGAAUUCGGCCAGGUUGACGAAGAGGAGAACUACAGAACAGACUUCGAUUCCGUGAACGGGCUAUUUGAUUCUGUCGAUGUGGCGGGGAUCUUGGCUCCAAUCACACACCCCGCAGACAUUGCCCAGCGCAAGAGUCUGAACGACAUAUACAAAAGCACGCACCUGGAGGAUCUCGCUGAGGAAACGAUUCGUCUCAUAGAAAAAGAGCAGGACAACGUGAUCCAGCUCAGCAAGCUGAUGAGCGUGUUUCUUGGCGAUUGUCCGGAAGAUCUGCUUGCCGACAACCUGAAGCUUCCACCGUACGACCAUAAUCUGGACUUGGACAAGCAACUUGCAACUACAGACGAAAACGGCACCGCCAAGGACAUGGACGCCACGCAAGAAGAGGACGAGACAGAGAAUACCAACGGAGAGGCUCAGGAUGUGAACAAGAUGAACGCCUUUAUCAAGGACCCAUUUCUACAGCUUCCUACGUACAAACGGGAUUUCAAUUUCGGAAUCAGCAAAGUCGAGGACGCGGAAGAGUCACGCCAAUUAAUUCAGAUAGCGCUGCAAAGAAACGAGGAAUUCAUCAGGUCUCUGACAACUAUACGCAAUGGAUUUAUUAGGGCCAACAGAAUUAAGAAUAAUAUCCACAAGUGGAGCAAAGAGAUGGCCGAGGAAAACUACGAGGAGAGCGAGGAAAGUGAGGAAUGA